This is a messenger RNA of Siniperca chuatsi (mandarin fish), 6403 nucleotides long. RefSeq names its product linkage group 20 C10orf90 homolog (gene lg20h10orf90). Gene Ontology annotation, cellular component: centrosome; cytosol; centriole. The transcript is spliced from 12 exons. The record is from RefSeq and is a predicted model, not a curated record. The coding region runs from base 1773 to 4499 and encodes 908 amino acids. Gene Ontology annotation, biological process: regulation of centriole replication. Lineage: Eukaryota; Metazoa; Chordata; Actinopteri; Centrarchiformes; Sinipercidae.
UGGUUUGGUUUCAUUCUGUCAUACUUAUAAUACUUGCAAAAAGAUACACAAAACACAGAUAUCCAAAACAAAGGGCACAAAUUCAAUAGAGUAUGGGAUUAUUAUAUGAUCAAAUAAAAGGAACAAGCUAUACUAAUACUACUAAAAGCAAUGGUAAACAUACACAGAUAUGCAGAUAGCAUGUGGAUUAGUCUGAUUAAAAAGUAAUGUGGGAUUUAAAUGUGCUUAAAGUACAAUUUGGAUAAAAUUGCUUUUUAUUUUCUAUACAGGCAUAAUAUAACUGCUGGGAAGAAUAAAGCCAUUGUCAAAAUUAGAAUUUUUCUGCUUCACUCAGCUUGAAAUAAAGAAAUAAAUAGUAAAGACACACUAGUUACACACAUACUGUUUCAACUUAUUUUAAUCCUAUCAUAAAAAAAUGUUUACUGUAUUCCUGUAAAUAGAUAUGUUUCCUAUUGUGACCUUUCUUCAUUGUAAAACACACAUUUUACUCUGAUUGGCCCAACUACAAAAUUAAUACAGUCUAUGUCCAUUUCCUUCCGUUUUUGUGCUUCAUGAUGAAGCUAUUUGAGCCUCGGCGAGCCUGACAUUCUGAGCAGUGAUGUGUUUAACUAAUAUGAGUUGUUCCUCAGAGCUGCAGGUGCUAAAUAAAAGACAUCAGAGGGAUGCACCUGGUGCACGCAUUUGAAUCCACCCAUCUUUAUUCAUCUUGUUCGCAUAAAUGUUGCAUCCUGUGGUUGCAUCCCAUCUUUUAGAGAGGUGUCUCAAACUUAUGACCCCAUUCUCGCUUCCUCUACUUGUCAUGUUGGAGUAUUACCAGCAGAGGGCACCACCGCUUUCAAACUUAUUCUCAUUCACAAGAAGCUACCUCUUUUGAACCUUGUUUAAAUCUGUCCUUACUCAAUUGAGUUUUUGAUUUGUUUUGAUGUUAUCUUCCAGACAGAGCAGACAAAAAGAUGCAAAUUGCUUUACAUCAUUGCAUAUUCCUUCUGCAUGUAGCUUCUCAGCUUGAUAAGGUGUCUUAAAGCAGGUCACAGCAAUUGAUAUUUAAGAUAUCUGUCUUAUCUCUGUUUUUGAAAGACAUUUGGAAAAUGUUAUUCCACUGAGUAGGACUGAAGUUGCUUUGAAAGACAUCUUGGGACUGUUAAUCUACUGAGAAACACUGAAAUUCAUUAAACAUCAAAGCAACUGCCAAUUUGUUUUUUUGGAAGAAGUCAUAUCUUUGUUGAUCUGUUUAACUGUCUCUAAAUAAAAUCUGAAACAGAAUCCUGUCUCUAGCUUAGGCAAGUCUUCUGUCUUGUAAAUACCCUUCACUCAUGCAUUGUGGGACAUCAUGUGGGUCACGUUACUUAUCCAAGAGGACACUGGCCCAUUUUUAAGACAGUCUUGCAAAAGUCACAUGGCUUGGAUAGAGGCUUGAGGAUAGCAAUGCCUCAUCAUCAGCCACCAACCACGAGAUCACAGGGAAGAGCAGAAACAGGGGGAAUUCAACAAAGAGGAUUUCUGAAGCCCCCGCCCACCCCUCUGUCUCUUUCCAUCUCCCUCUCUGCAUUGGAUGUUCAGCCCUUGUGCUCAGUAACUCUUUUGUUCACCAAAGCAUCCCUCACUGCUGACUGGAGACAGUACCCACCAGCACCUAGUUUAUAUCAAGACAGAGAGUGUUUACUUCCUAAACACUAUGGACUGAGGAGAGUUGGAAGCAAAUGAAAAAGGAUGGUUUGUCAGUAACUGGCUGAAACUCGAGAUCUGUGAGUGGUUACCUGAGCUCCAGAGGGAUGACUCUCCGCAGGCCAGCUGCCCACGUACGAAGAGCUCCGGGCUGGAGGAGAUCAGGAGACGAGUCCUACUGGGAGAGCUUAAUGUCAGAGGGGGAGGUUUUGCCCCGAGUCUCUCGCCCCCCACAUGCACCUCGGCCCCAGAGUGCCAUUGAAGGAGGCCAGCUGGACGGCUGGCUGGAGCACCUGCAGAGGAUGCAGAGCGACCUUCUCAGAGCCCCAGUUCAUGAUCAGGUUCCAACUUUCAAUGAUCGGACAACAUCCAUGCCUACUCUCGACAGACCAAAUGGACAUGCCUGGAGACAGACCGGGAUUCCAUCCUUCAGCAGGGGUUCAUCUUCAUGUGGGAGUCCCAGCCUGUGUGAGAGUUCACUGGGCAGCCAGGAUUCCCUCCAAACUGGGUUUGUUUCUCCUCCAGAGCGCAGAGGAAGCUGGGAGAGAGCUCAUAUUAUGCAGGCCCCACGGAAGGAGCAGGCUCAACUCAGUUAUCUUGCUCCAGUCAAAAUUGGGUGGCUGCCAAUCCAAAGAAAAGUGAUGGUGGCUAAUUCUUGCAACCAAAACCAGUUUAUGGACCACUCUGCUGGCCAGGUGAAAUUGAAACAAUCCAUAACUCCAACAUUUAAGGAGAAUCGAGCAACAGCCAAUAGGCACCGGGAUGGAGAGGUGGAGAGAAGUCACACCAGUCCAAGCGCUUUGGGUGUGAAGACGUGGCAGAAAGCUGAUCAAGGCUCUACCAUUAUUAAACAGGUGCCAGAAAAACGAAGCUUUCCUGCUAACGAAGGGGACAGACCUGUAGGCUGGCAAGCUCUAAGGAGAGGCUGGAAUACCAACAGGGUGUCAGCUUUCCCUGGAGGCAGCCAGUCCAAUGAGCUCCCCACAGGGACCAGCUCAGACCCCAACAGGAAGUCCCCUCUGAUGAAAACAACCAGCAUAGAGCCCCUCAAACAUACUUCUGCUGAUCCCCGCGAACCACACACUCUGCCUCAAGGUACAAACAGCACAGAGACAUACAAGUCACAUACUCCUUUGCAUAGGACAAGUAAUGUUCAGCCUAUAAGGGCAACAGCCCCGCUGUGUAGAACAAACAGUAGCUCACAGCCCUCACAUAAACAGACAAGCUCUGCUGUGACUACAAUCAUCCCUCAGAACAAAGCAGGCUUCUCCUCCAUCACUAUCUCCUCCAGGAAAGUGAGCAGAUCGUCCAGUUUGCCUGGCUCCCACACCUGCAACCACUCUUCUCAGUCCAGUGAAUCCUCUUCUCUGCCACUAGCCCACCAGUCCAUGGACCCAAACUCCAUGCAGGUCACAGUGCAGAGGAAGGCCACUAUAGUCAAAGUGACAGAGCAAAGGAUGAUGUCCAGCCCUGUCCCGAGCACAAAAAGGGCGGGGACCCCACCAGCCAGCCAUGCUUUGGACACAGUGGUCCACAGAAGAAAGGCUACCAUCAUCAAAGUGACAGAGCACAGGGAAAGCUACAGUCCAGCCAAGGUUGGGUCUGGGAUGAGGCACCCAGAGUACAGACACAGCUACACAGAGGGAGUGUACAAGGAAAACAGCAUGUGGAGUCAGGGAAACCAUUCACAACACAAUGCAGCAUCUUCAUAUCACCAUCUGGAUUCCACAAAGAGGUCAAACUCUGCUGUAGCACCAAAUACAUCCACUCCAGAUCCAGAGAAAAGUGGUGGAACACUACACAGGUCCACGCUGAGACUUUUUGUGAGCACCCCCCCUGCUAUAGCAGCACCCACUCCCUCAGAGGUUUCUCUGAAGGCUGUUGGACAGAGAUUGGACAGGCCGCACAGACCGCUGAGCUGCUAUGGCAAUGUGUUUGGACACACUGAGCUAAGCAAUGAGAAUGUGACACAACCAGCUGCCAGGAAAUGGAGCUUUGGGCUUCCACAAGAGACCAAUAUCAACCCUGUGAACUCCGACAGCAGUUUCAUCAGCCCUCGAACAGCAGUGAAAGAAGCAGGUCAGCUAGUGGCAGACACCCUUAAGCCAAAUGGAGGCGAGAAAGAAAGAUUGCCGCCAGAGAAUGCAGUGAGGAGAGCGUCCCCCUGUCUAACUCUCAUCAAGGCCCCGGAUCCCCACUCACAUCAGUCUCCAGAAGAAGUGCUUGCCCUCAAUGCAGCUGCAGUCAUAGCAAAUAUCAAACUCCAAAGACAACUUAGUAAGAAAAAAUCACCAAAUGGCAAUUCUGAGAAGGACUCCACUGCACGACCCCAGGGAAAUACUGAUGAGGGGAAAUGUAUGAAGCCACAUCCAGAUCAAAGCCCAGUCCAGCGCCAGAACCAACCUCAUGCUGCAUUUGUUCCACUGAGUCUUGACCCUGAAAGGUCACUGGAAACUAUUUCUCUACAGGAAGCACUGCAGAGGUCCAGACCAGACUUCAUCAGUCGUUCCCAGGGCAGAGUGCGAGAGCUGGAGGAAAGGGCACAGGAGAGGAGGGAGCUGGCGGAUUCAGUAGACCCACAGUCGGAUGCUGCUCUCAGGCAGAGGAGAGCCCACAGUGCCCAAUCUACCUCUCUGAACGAUAACCUUUUCAAACCCAGAGAUAGAGCCAUUAUUGGGAAAGAGAUGCAGCUCAGAUCUAAGUGUACGCUUGCAGAGGUGAAGAGAAAGAAAGAGAAAGAGAAGAAGAGGGAGGUGUGUUUGAGCAACAGACAGCGAGUUGAACUCUUCAAAAAGAAACUGUUGGAUCAGAUUCUUCAAAGGAGCAACAGCUAAAUGACUGACAACAGAUGAAGAUGAUGACAUGACAAACCCUGCAGUGUAUAACAGACUGAUAAAAUGAACGUUGCCCUUUGACAGUGCUGAAUAUGAAUUAAAAUAUUAGUGUAGGUCAUGAUAUAACUCUAGCUGUCCUUUAGCGCCUUUUUUUUCUCUAAUGUAUUAGGAUUACAUUUGAUUUACAGAGCUUAACAUCUGUUUUUUUAGCUGAAAGAUAAAUCCAUGGCAAUCUUCCAAAAGCCAAGAAGGUCAUUUAAGAUCACUUACCGCAGUUUUGAAGUUUUUACCACUUUUUACCAAAGACUCUUCUGGAUAAAAAAAUAUAUUCUGAUGCACAAUAAGAAAGACUUUUAACCUGUUUCCCUUAUUGCAACUCUACUGAAGAGAUGGUAGGUGAAAGUGACAUAUCUCCACCACAUAAACAUAAUGUUAACACAGAUAAAUACCUGAUAAUAAAACUUUUUUAUUUUGUUAACAUGUUGUACAAAUCCAGCAAGAAGAUAUGUCCAUCUUUGUAUGGAUGAAAAAUCAGAGUAGCAGUUUGAGACAGCUUAAAUAGGUUACAAUAGUAUAUAGUAUAAUAGUAUGACAGAAUAUAUUUGAUGCACUUGGGCAGAAGCGUCAUUAAGAAUUCUGGAAAUACCUUCAGAACAGCGCUAAGUGUUUAUAAAUGACCGUCUGGGUUUCUGAAAGAUUGCCAUAGAUUUGUCUUUUGAGGAAAAAUAGAUACUUAUCUCUGGGACUCAGCUGUCCUAGUUGCACUUGUAUGCGAUUACAAAUGAAGAUGGCCAAAAUUCUGCUUUGGUUGUAAUCAAAUAUCGCAUUGAGCCCCAUAAACACACUGACUGAUAAGCUUUUGAUGUAACAUCUAAACCACGAAUGCAUGCUGUUUAUCAGUAUUAUCUGGUUUUCACUUGAUUGCAAAUUGCCUUUCUUUCCAGAAUACUUCGUGUAAUGGGAUGCAGAGUAGCCUCUCACUGCACGAUAAAGCACUGAUAUCCUCACGCAGCCACUUUCACAUGAUCUCAUGUGAUGUGAAGCAGUGAUAUAAGACAGAAUCACUCAUUAUGCUUCGCAGUCUCAUCCAGGACAGUCUUCAACCGUCGUCCUUAUUAUACAACCAAUAAGCAGAAAGAAGCCUGAAGUGGGUUCUGCCAUCAUUCAGUGCCAGCUAUUAGCUGUAAGAUGGAGGAAUGUGACCUCUUCUCACUGGAAAUGCCCUGUUAAUGGACAGUGCCGAUUUGAAUGGAGCUUUUGUCUCUGUCUUUGUCUCAUGAUGGACUGGGGCCUGCCAUUGCAGAUUUAGAUUUGUGUGUUUUGAUCCAAAGUGAAAGUGCUCAGGGUGCUACUCAGCAACAUGAUAGAGCUGAGCAUAAAUCAAAAGUGAGAGUGUGAAUAUUUAUUUUUGGAAUAAUAGACAAUAGAAAAGACACUCUUCAUUAUUAAUUGUUAUUUUACUCAUUAGCCUUUAAGUUGGAGUUCUUUCAUAGUCUAGCUGUUUCAUCCAUCUAAAUUUUCACUGAUGUCUUGGAGAAGACAGAUGAUUGCUACUGACUAUUUUUGUAAACCUUAUUUCAGUUCACAUGCUGGUGUGGGUGUAUUUGGACUGUAGGGAAUAAUUAAUAACAGCACUCAUGGUUCAUAAUUGUUUUCUUCUUCCUAAAAUGAGUCAUUUUAGACUAGAAAGUAGAAUAAGACAUCCAACUGCUGCGUGAAGAAGGUUAUUUACUGUGUGUGUCGUUUUCUCUAUUCAACUUCACAAAGAAGGUUUCGCUAUGCAAUAUAACAUUCUUUCAACUUUAUUAUUUUGUUUGAAUUUAAUUAUAUGUAUUUUACAUUUGAGUUGUAUCUUGUUUGAUUUUCUUCCAAAUGUGACUAUAAAAUUUGCGUCAUCAAGCAGU